This is a messenger RNA of Cornus florida, 2341 nucleotides long. RefSeq lists its product as uncharacterized. Lineage: Eukaryota; Viridiplantae; Streptophyta; Magnoliopsida; Cornales; Cornaceae. The record is from RefSeq and is a predicted model, not a curated record. Gene Ontology annotation, cellular component: membrane. Gene Ontology annotation, molecular function: transmembrane transporter activity. Gene Ontology annotation, biological process: transmembrane transport. The transcript is spliced from 5 exons. The coding region runs from base 146 to 1813 and encodes 555 amino acids.
CAUGUGUCUGAGACACUUGAGGUAAUGUCUAAAAACAAUGAGGCAAUAAAAUCAGCCACCACAACGGAACAAAUCCAACGUUCACCAGAUAAGACCACCGACGCCGCCGCCGACCGCCUCCGGUGACCUGACCACCUCCUCCCAAAUGGGUGCCCCAGAUUCCGCGAUGGAGAGAAAAAAUGAUGAUGAUGUAGAGAGAGAAGAAGAAGAUGAAGAAGAAGGGGAUGAGAAGGAGAAUCAGAAAGAAGACGAGGAAGAGAAGGAUGUGGAGAAAGUUGAAGUGGUUGUUGAAGAAGCAGUGAUUCAGAACAACCCUCCAAGACCAAUUCACAUGUCGAGAAUGCAAAGAUUGGCCACUACAAACCCUCUGAGACUUGUCAUCAAUAGUGCCACCAGAGUCGCCUCACCCUCUCCCCAGCAACCGCGUCCCUCUCCCCAGCAACCUCGUCCCUCUCCCCCUAUGUCUCAGCCUCGCUCUACCCCAACCCCACAACAAUCAGUUAUAACAUUGAAUUCAAGGACAUACACAAACAGAAUAUCAUUGUUCUUGUUUGUUGUGCACACGGUUAUGGCUAUUGGGCUAGUUGGUUUUCUUCUAUACAGGGGAAUUGAAGGCAUGAUACAGGCAGGUUCAACAAGGAGAAGGGAGAAGAGGGUAUUACAGUAUUUUCUGCCACAGGUUGAGGUUGCCUCCAUUCUUAGCAUCACACUCGCAUUCGCAUGGCAAAAGGCUGUGAGGGUAUGGCCUAAAUUCACAGUCCAUUUCAUACUUUGGAGCUCUUUCGUCAUGUCGUUGUCAGCUGGAAUUCUCCUAAUUUGCUUCCAAAAACCCCCCACCGAUGGCGUUGGAGUCCUCUUUAUCGCCUUUGCAAUUGGCAAUGGCUUGUACUCUUGUUGGGUCACGCCGCGGAUUGGGUUUUGUUGCAAGAUCCUGAUUAAAGCGCUUGAACCAGUUUCAAAGUUCUCGGAUUUGAAUCAGCCCACUUAUUGGAUGCUUGGAAUUGGUUUCUUGUGGAUGUCUGUAUGGAUUUUAGCUGUAAUUGGGUCAAUAAAUUUCUACUUCACACCACUGAUCAUAAUAGUGUUAGUCUUGAGCUUGGCUUGGACCACUGAGGUCAUGAGGAAUGUUGCUAAUAUAACAGUUAGCAGAGUGAUUGCUUUGUAUUAUCUCAGAGGAAUGCAAUCUGGUACUCAAUUUUGCUUCCAAAGAGCCUUGUCUAUAAAUCUUGGAAGUGCUUGUCUUGGGUCCCUUUUUGUGCCUGCCAUUGAAGCUCUGAGAAUUGUAGCUCGAGGUUUGAAUUUGAUCGAGGGAGAAGAUGAGUUCAUGUUCUCUUGUGCACAUUGCUGUCUCAAAGUCAUGGAGUCCAUCUUCAGAUAUGGCAAUGGCUGGGCCUAUGUACAGAUAGCAGCAUAUGGAAAAGAUUUUGUGAAGGCAUCACAAGACACUUGGGAGCUCUUUGAGGAGCGAGAAAUGGAGCCCAUUGUCGACACCGACAUGACCAGCGCGAUCUGCUUCCUCACCGGUGUCUGCAGUGGCUCCAUCUGUGUUAUUGUAGUUGCAGCUUGGACUGCCACCGUGCACGAGAAGUUCACCGCCACCAUUUCACUCCUUUCCUUCUUCGUUGGUUACCUCAUGACUAGGAUUGCCAUGGCAUUGCCUCAUGCUUGUGUGAAUUGCUACUAUGUUUGCUACGCCGAGAAUCCACAAAACAGGCUAUUUGAUAAAACAAUAGCUGACCGUCUCACCAUGUUGAAUUCCGGUCGCGACGUGUAUGUGCCGACGCCACAUGUCCCUCGUCGAUUUGCGAGAUAGUUCAGAGCUCAGAUGACCACAAAUUGUGUCAAGUCUAACAAAAUACGCAUGUGUUACACAUUGGUAUGGUUUUAAUUAUGCCAGGGAGCUAAAGUUAUGCACUAAAAUGAGCACACUGAGUGGGACCAAAAAGGGUUAACCUAGACUGGACAGGACCAAAGCUGAAUUUUCCACAUGGUGGUGGAGAUAUGGUGAUGAUGGAAAUUUUGAACAUGAAAGUACUAUUAUACCACUAUCGAGUGGAUGGAUGCUUUUGAAAUUGGGAGGGAUGAGGAGACCCCACUGAGAUUCUUAUCAACAAGGCUACAAGAACAAAGUGUCUUCUGGUCCUGCCCUAUUGUGUAUUGUAUUUGGGAAUACUUUUGGGAUAUUCGAUUAUAGCUAGUCCCACCAUCAUUUAAUUAUUAUUAUUUUAGUCUGGUAGAAUCUAUCAUUAUUUAAUUACAUUGUUUUUGUUUAUGUAAUCUUCAUGUGAAUCACCACCAUGGGGAGAUUUCAUUAAUUUAUUUUUUCGACCUUUCACUUCUA